Messenger RNA from Durusdinium trenchii, 606 nucleotides. NCBI's taxonomy places the organism in Eukaryota, Dinophyceae, Suessiales, Symbiodiniaceae. The record is from the annotation of a GenBank genome assembly.
AUGACCACCCGACCACAAUUGAACAGAGAGAGAUUGGUAGCGCCAGUGAAAAGUGCUAAGGACGUGGUAGAUGCCCCAGGCAUUCCUGCAGAAAAGCGGCUGGGCCGUCGAGUAGAUGAGGAGACCUGCUUCAUCAGUGAUCAGAAAAUCGCACAGGCACUACAGCCGUCCCUGCUGAACGGUGGCAACCUUGUAGAUGUUUUUCAGCAUCGCGAGGAUGACUUUGAAGCUGUUGAGACGAUCGAAGUGUUCUACACCACAAGUGCCGGAGAGAAGGUUCACGAGCUGGUCUUCGCCGAGAAUGCUGAAAGGACUGUGACUGGGCCACGCAUCCUGGUCUCGGCCAACAGGGUGAACACCAUGCACCGCGCAAUUUCUGUGCUGUCUCGCAAGGUUGACAACCUCACAACAACCUUGCGUGUUUGCAGAGAGCACUACUACAAGGAGCUGUUUUCGCUACGGCACGGACGCCAGCCCACAGAAGACCAUGAAAAAUUCUGGUUUACGCCACAAGCAUACCAAGACACGGUUUCAAUUCAAGAGCUGCGAAAACGAUUUGGAACCGAACAGGAGGUGCAGUCCAAAAUCGAACACACUCACUUUUGA